Messenger RNA from Zophobas morio, 2675 nucleotides. Its product is annotated as thiamine transporter 1-like. Gene Ontology annotation, biological process: transmembrane transport; vitamin transport. The record is from RefSeq and is a predicted model, not a curated record. Gene Ontology annotation, molecular function: vitamin transmembrane transporter activity. Bases 996 to 2369 code for a protein of 457 amino acids. The transcript is spliced from 4 exons. Gene Ontology annotation, cellular component: plasma membrane. Lineage: Eukaryota; Metazoa; Arthropoda; Insecta; Coleoptera; Tenebrionidae.
UGAAAAUUCAGAAACGUCAAAAUUUGAAAAAAUAAAAAAUAGUGAAGAACUGAAAAAUCUAAAAAUCUAAAAUUUAAAACAUCGAAAUAUAAAACAUCGUAAAAUUGAAAAAUGGAGAAACUGAAAAAUCAACAAAUCGAGAAUUCGAAACUCGAAAAUUUUAAAAAUUGGAAAACUGAAAAAUCGGAUAAUUCAAAAAUCGAAACAUCGAAAACUCGUAAAGCUGAAAAGUAAAAAAUUGAAAAAUCAGAAGAUCGAGAAAUCGAGGAGUCGAAAAUAAAACCAUCUAAAUAAGAACCAUUUCCCGCAGAAAUUCUGAACGCUUAGAGUCGACAUUGGCCUAAGUGCACUCCGGUCUGUGGAUCAAACAAGUUCGACGAUUGGGCUUGGUUUAUUUGUUAUGGAUGAGUGAGGCGGGAGGCAUUUUUUUCUCUAAAUUCCCUAAUACACUGUAUAGUUGAAAGAGAACAUCGUGAAUCGAAUUCCCUAUCACGUAAAUAAAAAAAACCACAUGUUAAAUAUGGUCGAAAUCAUAAGAAUAUCGUUCGGUACGCACUUCGCUAUGAGAGGUGUGCCCAAGAAUAAACGUUCCAAAAUUCAACUCAUAGAAAACAUAAAUCAUAACAUAAAACCACUGUAAAAUCCUUAUUUCCACUUCGAAUUCACGACUAUUAAAUUGUAUUAGAACCAAUUAUUUCGGUACAAUACGAAACAGACAUCUCUAGAAAACUUUUUACUCACCUUGUUGAGCUUAAAUUGUGCGCUCUACAUAUAUACUAAGUCUAUACCUACAUAAACAUGCAAAUUGCGUUUCGUUGAUUACUACUUUAUCAGUUUCAUUUUUUAAGGAAUGGAAGGUUACAAAUAAAAUACGUAGUUAUGUUUACUAUAUAGUAACUACCCGUCUCCAUGCUGGUUAAUCUAUGAACAAUACAGUUUUAUUUUAGUUUUCACUUUAUCUUCUUUUUAUCUCUUAAUUAGUCUAAGGUUUUCACAUGUUUGUGGAUUCUCGAUAUUGCAAAGUGAUUAAUUUUGUUAUUGUAGGUAUAUCUGUUUCUCUUAACGUACAAAUCAUGGAAAAAUGGCUGAAAAUCUCACUCCUCCUUUGCCUCUUCGGUUUCAUCAAAGAACUGCGCCCAUCAGAACCAUUUACCUACGAAUUUCUAAUCGGUCCGUGGAAAGAUUUAACAGAAGAUGAAAUAGUCAAACAAGCUUUUCCCAUAUCGACUUACAGCAACUUAAUUUGCUUAGUAAUAAUAUUUCUAGUAACAGACAUGUGUAGGUACAAACCUUUAAUCAUACUUUUGGGAUUAUCUGGAAUCGUUGUUUGGUCUAUGCUCCUGUGGACUUCUAGUCUUCUUGAACUUAUCGUGAUUGAAGCAAUGUAUGGGUUAUUCCGUGCGACAGAAGUUGCUUAUUAUUCAUACAUUUAUGCAAAAGUCGAUAAGGAGCACUACCAGAAGGUAACUUCUCAUACUAGAGGAGCCAUUUUGGCCGGUCGCUCGAUUUCUGGAGUCGCAUCGCAGGUGCUUGUUUCCACGAAGGUUCUAGAUUAUGAACAGUUGAACUACAUAUCUUUAGCAGGUGUUGCCGUUGCAACAAUAUGGGCCCUUUUUCUCCCGCCUGUGAGCAAAAGCCUCUAUUUUCACUCCGAAGAUUCCAAAAACCAGCCCCUUUCCAAAAAAGCUAAAUCAGCCUUCAAGUUAAUGAAAUCUCACUUCAUUAACGCUUAUACCAACAUUUACGUGUUGAAAUGGUCAAUUUGGUGGGCCCUUUCCACUUGUGGCUACGUUCAGGUGGAAUUUUACCUUCAACCCCUCUACUCGGCCAUCCAAGACGACGACACCAACAUCUACAACGGCGCGGUUGAAGCCAUAAUAACCCUUUUGGGGUUCUUGGCGGCCCUUCUAGCCGGUUAUCUUAAAUUCAACUGGGAGAUCAAGGGUGAACUCACCCUUGGAAUUUUUUCUUUGAUUCAGGGGGCACUGAUUGUUGUCGUUUCACAAACCGAGUACUUGUUUUUGUGCUACGCCUUCUACAUAGUGUUUGGUAUUUUGUAUCAUUUUAUGAUAACGAUAGCGAGUGCUGAAAUCGCGAAACGGAUAGACGAAGAUAGUUAUGGGUUGAUUUUUGGUAUUAAUAUGUUUGUGUCUUUGGUUUUUAACUCGAUUUUGACGGCUGUUGUGGCUACUGAAGGUAUAGGAUUCGCGCUGGAUCCACGAGGACAGUAUGUGGUAUAUGGAGGAUACCAUUUGGCGAUUUCGUUGGUUUUUAUGGGAAUGGGGAUAAGGACUUGUGUGGUGAAGAGAAAGACGAAAAUAGUUGCUAGUGGUGACGGCGAAAAAAGAAGAAGUAUUUCGCCCUCCUAAGCAAAAAGUCGCAUUUAAGUUAUUAACAUUAUUAUAAAAUUACUUAACCUAACAUUUAAAUGUUCUCGAAAAAAAUAUGCGCACUCUCUACAUACGUCAGUUGCUACAAGAAUCUGUUAUCUUGACUUUUUUAAAUUAAAAACUACUUAUCGAAUGCUGUGAGUACUUGUGAUUUUAUCGCCUAAACAAUAGAGGAUGGCGGUCCUGCCGGUUUAUUGUUUUUAGUAAGCAUAGAAUGUGUAGCAUAUUUUUAAAUGACUGUUAAAGCUAGUGUAAAAAAAAUAUUAAAAACAUUUAGAUAAACAA